Lindgomyces ingoldianus is the source of this 822-nucleotide messenger RNA. RefSeq lists its product as uncharacterized. Bases 1 to 822 code for a protein of 273 amino acids. NCBI's taxonomy places the organism in Eukaryota, Fungi, Ascomycota, Dothideomycetes, Pleosporales, Lindgomycetaceae. The record is from RefSeq and is a predicted model, not a curated record. The transcript has 7 exons.
AUGGAUGGCGAUGGGCCGCCUGUCUUCCAGAAACACCACCUCACACUCGCCCCCCCUUUUUUCCAUAUCAUAUCUAAUCACAUCUCUCCGACGCAUAAACAUUUGCACGCGACUGACCAAGAAAUAAUUCCGUCCAUUUACUUUUUGAUGAGUGGUGGGAUUCUGGCUAAUACUACCCCAAUUCAUCAAACACCUACCCCCAAAAAACCCUCCUCCAACAACGUGCCUGCACUCCAAACCAAGCACUUUCUAUGCAUAUUGCGUGGCUUGAACAGUCGGCCACGCAACGAUAAACGCGACCCUUCCAAACCGAUCAAAAACCCCCCUUCUGACCCAAAUCUUACAUACCCUUUCUAUCCGCCCAUGUCUGCAACCAACACAUGCGUUAUGGGCACCUCGCCUUUUCCCCUUCGGGGUUGCAUGCGUGAUGCACGCGACUGGGGGAGAUCUUGGCCGACACCUCGAAUCUGGAUGACUUCCUGCCUGAAUGGGCUCUUGCAUUGUUUCUUAUCAAAGGCUGUUGAUCUUCCGUGGUCGGUGGCUGGCAUGCUUCCGAAUAUGUAUCCUUGCCAGAUUCGACCACAUCCUGUCGUAGCACAGAAGUCGGAGAAAACUCUGCCCUCUCAGGGAUUUCCUUCUAUGUCGAAAAAAAAUGAGAUCGUGGCUUUCCCACAAAAUAACACAUCUUUCAGCACGGAUUCAAGCCGAAGACAGCGCUCCUGCAUAAUUCACACCGGAAUUUUACAUCCUGUUGAAUGGCCACUCUAUUUCCAACGAGAAAUAAAAUCCACCCCAUUUUCUUUCCCCUUCGAGAAUAUCUAG